This is a messenger RNA of Pelobates cultripes (western spadefoot toad), 374 nucleotides long. Lineage: Eukaryota; Metazoa; Chordata; Amphibia; Anura; Pelobatidae. The record is from the annotation of a GenBank genome assembly.
AAACGCACUUUCAAACAUCUAAACACCCCAAAUUCUCAAAUAAACACUACCCACUGAGCUUCCAUGCCACCAAUCCAGACUCCAAGACCAAAGGGGUCACAAUACUCUUUGCGGCGGACAUACCGUUCCGCAAAGAGGAGGAACUUGCGGACCCAGGAGGCAGAUUUCUCUUCCUGAAAGGAACUAUACAUAACACGCGAUUCACGUUCGCUAACUUAUACCUCCCGAACAAGGGACAAAAAACCUUCCUAGGGCGAACCCUCGCAUUGCUAGACUCCUUUAGUGAUGGCAAACUAAUCCUCGGAGGAGACUUCAGCGCGCCUCUGGACCCUAAACUGGACACCUCAACAGGCCACUCGACCCUCCCGAGCCAU